Molecule: messenger RNA, 3644 nt
Organism: Sapajus apella (tufted capuchin)
Lineage: Eukaryota; Metazoa; Chordata; Mammalia; Primates; Cebidae
Product: coiled-coil domain-containing protein 14-like
Exons: 8
Coding region: 2037-3560 (507 amino acids)
Biological process (GO): protein localization to centrosome
Cellular component (GO): centriolar satellite
Source: RefSeq, a predicted model, not a curated record
UUUUGAGUCUAAUCAUCUCAGAAGGGACAUGUUUAGAGGUUUAUUACUGACAUCAGAUAGCAAGAUUUAUGAAUAUAUUUACUUGUCUAUUGUGUGAGUACAGCUAGUUGGUGAUAUUUAACAUUUAUUGAGUUUUUAUUGUGUGCUGGACAUCAAUUUCAGAACUUUACAAGUGUUAUCUCAUUUACAUCUCACAAUAAUCUUAUAGACAUUACAAUUUUUCUGAUGUGGAAGAGGAGGUCAAGAGAAGUUAAUUUGCCCAAAGUUACUCAGCUAAUAAGUGUUAAAGCUUGCAUAUAGGUCUAGAAAGUACAUUCAUAGGAAUAGAUCAUCUCAAAAGGAAACAUACCCCAAGUCAAAAGGGAAGCAUCUGAUAUCUUUAGCCAUUUUCAUAUUCAAAUAUUGUCUUUUUCGUUUUUUUUUCUUUUUUCACUGGUUAUAGUAUUUAAUCUGCCUUUAACUUUUUCUGUUUUUGCUUUUACAUGGAAGUUGUAUGCUUUUAGCAAUGUUUUUAUUUUCAGUAAACUAUACAUAUUUAUAUAUUUGAGGGAUUCUCUACUUUUAAAUUUUUAAUCAUUUUUUAAAAAGUAAGAAAUACUUUUCAUAAGUAAUUUUAAAGUACAUAAAUCUCAAUAAAUUUUUGCAUAUGUAUACACCCCUAUAGAUACCACCUAGGGUAAGAUACAGAAAAUUUUUAGCACCCUACAAGGCUCCCUCCCUGUCAGUACCCCUACCAUCACUUAGACCCUCAGCCUGUGUAACCACUUUCCUGACUUCUGUUUCCAUUUGUGACUUUUACCUGUUUGAGGACUUCCUAUAAAUGCAAUUGAACACUGUGCACUCUUGCUUUGAACACUUUCACUCAGCCUUUUGUCUAUUAAACAUCCAGGUAGUUGUAUAUAUCAGUACUUUGUUCUUUUUUUAAUGCUGUGUAUUAUUCCAAGCUGUGCAUAUAACACAGUUUAUCUGUUUCUACUAUUCAUGGCUAUUUGGUGUUUUCAGCUUUUGACUACCACAAAUCAAGCUGCUGUGAACAUUGUUGUACAUGUCUUUUAGUAGACAUAAGCACUCAUUUCUGUUAGGUGUAUACCUGGGAGUGAAAUUGUUAUGUCAUAGAAUAUAUGUAUGUUUAGCUUUGGUAGGUGCUACCAAUAGCAGUAAAUUUUCCAAAUUUAUUUUGUUUACUGAUAACCCAUGAUUUACUAGAAUAUUCUCAUUUCUGUUAAUAGUAUUUUAAAAAACAUUUGGGAAGGGGAUCUAAUUAGGGAAAUAGAACUUAGAUUGUUAUACCAAUCUACAGGUAGUGCUAUGUAGAAGACUUUGUUGUUUUUUACUUAUUACUUUGUUAAUACCAGAUUUCUACCUUGUACAUAGACUAAUACUAGACCCGGUAAGAUAAAAUAAUGAAAUACAGCCCUGCUUAAAGAAACGUACGGUUUAGUCAGAAAGACAGGAGGAUGAAACAUAAGCAAUAUAAGGCAAUGUGUCGGUGGCAUAUGAUUCAUAUAGACAAUAUGUGCUCUGGGGUGGGGAAGAGUAGUCACUAGACUAGAAAGAUUGGAUUGGGAAAGGCUUCAUGGAAAAAGAAAACUUUCAGAUGAGCCUUGGAUGGUUUUGUUUGAUUGGUUUGUUUGGUUGGUUUUGUUUUGUUUUUGAGGGCCCAAAGCAUUAGAAUUGUACAAACUAUUUUCUUUCCUAUUCUGUUUUCCCUUGAGAACAUGAACUGACAAGGAAUAAGGUGAAGGAGUUUGAUUGGACUUUAAGGAUAACAUAACACCCUCAAAAGAAGUGUUAAAAUUGAAGGAGGGAUUUUACAAAUGGCAAGUAGCAUUAAAAAAAUGGGACUAAAGAAUUAGUAUAGAUGAUUUUUGACUGGGGAAACUUAAACACUAAUUACUUUCAGAAAGAACUUGAGGUGAUUUUCUUUAGUGAGGGUGACAGUGGUAAAGCCCUUCUAUGAAGUAUGUCAUGAAUUAAACUACUUUUGAGCACACUUCCUUCUCUUAAAAUCUUACGGUAAGCAUUUUUGAAGAAUCAUGUUUCAGGAACUUUUUUUUUCUUCGACAUUAGCAUCUUCAGAUAAUAAGAAACAGAUACCUAAUGAAGCUCCUGCUAGAAGUGAAAGAGACACAUCAGACCUAGAACAAAAUUGGUCAUUGCAAGAUCAUUAUAGAAUGUAUUCACCCAUAAUAUACCAAGCCCUCUGUGAGCAUGUGCAGACUCAGAUGUCACUGAUGAAUGAUUUGACUUCAAAGAACAUCCCUAAUGGAAUUCCUCCUGUACCAUGUCAUGCUGUGUCUCAUUCUGAAUCUCAGGCAACUCCUCAUUCUAGUUACGGCUUAUGUACCUCCACCCCAGUCUGGUCACCUCAGCGGCCACCCUGCCCUCCAAAGGUUCAUUCUGAAGUUGAAACUGUUGGUGACAGUCAGUUUGCAUCACAAGGUAAAACAGUUUCUGCAACCUGUACUGAUGUUCUACAGAAUUCAUUUAACACCAGCCCUGGAGUUCCACGUAGCCUGUCCAAAACUGACACAUCAGCUAUUCCAACCUUGCAGCAACUGCGACUUGUUAGUGGGAUUCUGCCACAACAAGGAGUUCAUAAGGAAACAGACCUACUCAAAUGUUUUCAAACAUAUAUGUCUCCUUUUCGAUCUCAUGGAAAAGAAACACAUCUGGACAGUCAGACACACCGAAGCCCUACUCGAUCACAGCCAGCUUUCUUGGCCACUAAUGAAGAAAACUGUGCCAGAGAGCAAAUUGGAGAGGCCAGAAGUGAAAGAAAGGAUUUAAACCUACGUGUGCGAGAUACAAAAACAGUCAAAGAUGUACAGAAGGCAAAAAAUGUGAAUGAGAUAGCUGAAAAAGUUAGAAUUAUAAAAUAUUUGCUGGGAGAGCUCAAGGCCCUGGUAGCAGAAAAAGAGGAUUCAGAAAUUCAGAGGUUGGUUAGAGAAAUGGAAGCAUGUAUAUCUAUACUUCCAGCAGUAAGCGGAAACACAGAUAUUCAAGUUGAGAUAGCACUGGCCAUGCAACCGUUAAGAAGCGAGAAUGCUCAGUUACGAAGGCAGUUGAGAAUUUUGAACCAGCAACUCAGCGAACAAGAGAAAACUCAUAAGCCAUCUGGUGCUGCAGAUUGCAAUCUUGAAUUGUUUUCUCUUCAGUCAUUGAAUAUGUCACUGCAAAAUCAAUUGGAGGAGUCACUAAAGAGCCAGGAAUUACUGCAGAGUAAGAAUGAAGAGCUCUUAAAAGUGAUUGAAAAUCAGAGAGAUGCAAACAAAAAAUUUACUAGCAUAUUUAAAGACAAAGAUCAAACCAUACUUGAAAAUAAACAGCAAUAUGACAUUGAGAUAACAAGAAUAAAAAUUGAAUUGGAGGAAGCCCUAGUCAAUGUGAAAAACUCCCAGUUUAAGUUAGAAACUGCUGAAAAGGAAAACCAGAUAUUGGGGAUAACAUUACGUCAGCGUGAUGCUGAGGUGACUCGACUAAGAGAAUUAACCAGAGAUUUUUCUUUUAAUUUCAGAGACAAUGGUGAAUCAUAUUCUGUUUAUACAUCAGAAGAUUAGUAAUUACUAUUAAUUUCCAGGAAUUAAGCUUUUCUAAAUGUCAGUGUUCCUUCCUUCCUUUCUUUAUCUGUGAUUUUGUCUAUA